AUUCUCUGGGAAUUCCAGCCCAGCCCGUCCCCACCCUCCCAGCCGGGAAUUCCUUCCCAAUAUCCCACUCACCCCUGACAACUCCAAGUGUCUGUGGGUCACAAGAACCCCAUGGAAUGCCCAAGGCUGGAAUUCUGCCUGGUGGGAAAGGACCUGGGAAUAAUUCCUGCCUGGAAAGCUUUUCCAACCCUGACACAGCUGCCCGGGGCAGGGUUGGAGUCCCCAUUCCUGGUGGGAUUUCAAAUCCCUAUGGAUUUGGGGGGGACAUGGAUCCAGGGUGGCCUUGGCUGUGCCGGGAAUGCUUGGACUCGCUGAUUCCAGAGGCUUUCCACCCAAAAUAAUUCCAUGACCCCACUCCCGGCGUUCCCUUUUGCUUCCCCCGCACCUUUUCCCCCUCUGGAUCUUCCCACCCCGAUCACCUUUCCCUGCCCUACACCUGUCCCUAAUUCCCACCAUUCCAGGUCGGGAUUGCCCCAAAGCAGCUCCAGAGGCCGAGAUUUUUCCCGGAGGGAUUUUUCCCAUCCCUGCCAACCUCCACCCCCCGUUCCCACCAGUUAUAUCUCAUUCCCAGCGCUGAUUCCCGGUCGGUUUUAUCUUUAACCUUGACUCCCAGCCUUUGGAAAACACGACUCCAGCGGUUUCUCAUUCCACAGGAAAAAAAACCCACCUUUUUUCCCCUGUUGUUUGGCUUUCCUUGGAUAAUUUUGGGAUUUCUCCUGGUUCCCAUGGCAGGGGGGGUUUUGAGGCUCCCGGGGAAGGAUCAUGAACAAACUGGGAAUGUUGGAGCGGGCGGAAAAUAGGGAAGGGGGGAAAAGCAGGAACGGGAACAACGCCAGGUGGACGCUGCCCCUGGAAAAUCCCGGGGAGGGGGAGGGAUCAUCGGGAACCCCAGUCCCGAAGGAAAGAACCGAGCAGCUUCCAGAGGGGAGGGAGAACUGGAUAUGGGGAUCCCUGGGAUCCCGAAAUUCCCGCUGGGACAAACAGGGGGGGAGGUCACGGCCCCGGGAGCGCUGAACCCGCGGGGGCCGAGCCAGGACCGGGAACCUCCCCCUGGAGCUCCAUCCCAGCCCUCCCAUCCCGCCCCACCCUCCGGGAGCACCGGGAACACCGGGAUGCCGCAGGAGGCCGAGCGGAGCCCCCCGCGCCGCCUGCACCGGAGGAGGGAGCGCUGCAAACGGUGCCAGGUCCGCUCCGCCAGCAUGGAAAAAGGAGCCGAUCCCUGCUCCAGCAGCUCGGGAGCCGCAUCCUCGGCGCCCAGCCUGAAGGAAGAAUUGUUGUGUCCCAUCUGCUACGACCCUUUCCGGGAAGCCGUGACCCUUUCGUGCGGCCACAACUUCUGCAAGGGCUGCGUCAGCCGAUCCUGGGAAAACCGGCGCCACGCGUGUCCCGUGUGCAAGGAAAAUUCCUCGCUGGAAGAUCUCCGCGUCAACCACACCCUCAACAACCUGGUGGAGAUGAUCCUGAAGGAAGAGGGGCAGCAGAAAAGACGCGGCGCCGCCCUCUGCCCGAUCCAUCACGAGGAUCCCAAGUUGUUUUGCCUGGAAGACAAGGAGCUGGCGUGUUUCGCCUGCCAGAAUUCCAAGCAGCACGAAGGGCACAAGAUGAGGCCGGUGCAGGAAGCGGCGGCGGAUUUUAGGGCCAAGCUGGCGAACAUGGAAUCUUCCCUGCGGGAUAAGGCCAAGGAUUUCGGGACCGUGCGCCGCUCCUACGAAUCCAUCUCCCGGCACAAUGAGGUGGAGUCGGUGCGGCUGGAGCAGCAGGUGAAGUGGGAAUUCGAGAAGCUGCACAAGUUCCUGUGGGAUGAGGAGCAGGCGGUGCUGGCGCAGCUCCGGGAGGAGGUGCGGCGGAAGCAGGAUCUGAUCCAGGGAAAGAUGGAGCAGCUGAUGGAGGAGAGCAAGGCCCUGCUCAGGGAGGCCGCGCAGCUCCAGGCGGAUCUCAAGGAAGACGACUACACGUUCCUGAUGACCCACAAGAACCGCAAGAGGAGGAUCGCCUGCACGGCCGAGGAGCCGGAGGCUGUUCCCUCGGGAAUGCUCCUGGACGUGGCCAAGUACCUGGGAUCGCUCCAGUACAACGUGUGGAAGAAGAUGCUGGACACCAUCACCGUGGUCCCCUUCAGCCUGGAUCCCAACUCAGCCGCGGGCUGGCUCUCGGUGUCCGAUGACCUCUCCAGCGUCUCCAACCGCGGCUACAAACUCUCCGUGGAAAACCCGGAGCGCUUCACCUCCGCCCCCUGCAUCCUGGGAUCCCGCGGCUUCUCCGAAGGCUUCCACACGUGGGAAGUGGACCUGGGCGGGCUGACCAACUGGAGGGUGGGCGUGUCCCGGCCCCACAGAGGCUCCCUGGACUUUCACCACGAUUCCCGCUCCGGAUUCUGGUACAUCUACCACCUUCCCGGGAAAGACGAGUGCCGGGCGUCCAACGCCGUGCGCUCGGAAGCGGCGCCGGGAAACCUCCAGCGGAUCCGGGUGGAGCUGGACUGCACCGAGGGGGAAUUGUCCUUCUACGACGCCGACCUCCGGAGCCACAUCUACACAUUCCAUGAGAAAUUUGGCGGGGUCGUCUUCCCGUAUUUCUACGUGGGAGGGCCCCAGGGGGGUGCCACGGCAAAGACGCUCAGGAUUUGUCCGCUCCGGGUCCGUGUCCAUGAGGAUAUCCCGGUCUAAGGGUCUCCUACCUCCUGGUGGGGUUCUCCAGGUGCUUUUCCAGGAAAAAAAACCCCAGGGAUAAGAAGAACAUUUGUUUGUAGCGCCUCGGUUUUAUCGUUAAUAAAUGUUAAUAAACUCUU
Molecule: messenger RNA, 2788 nt
Organism: Corvus hawaiiensis (hawaiian crow)
Lineage: Eukaryota; Metazoa; Chordata; Aves; Passeriformes; Corvidae
Gene: TRIM35
Product: tripartite motif containing 35
Biological process (GO): positive regulation of apoptotic process; innate immune response
Molecular function (GO): protein binding; zinc ion binding
Source: RefSeq, a predicted model, not a curated record